Messenger RNA from Pyricularia oryzae 70-15, 1745 nucleotides. RefSeq lists its product as uncharacterized. Lineage: Eukaryota; Fungi; Ascomycota; Sordariomycetes; Magnaporthales; Pyriculariaceae. Bases 341 to 1459 code for a protein of 372 amino acids. The record is from RefSeq and is a predicted model, not a curated record. The transcript is spliced from 4 exons.
AGUUCAUUCGGCUAACGACGAUCGUCUCACUUGUCAAUAAUUAGUCCCUCAGCCUUCCAGGUUAUUCAGAACCCGGCGAGUUUUUGCUUCAACGGAUGGAUCUUUGUUUGUAUAUUUUACGAAAAGCCUGGGCUCCACACGGGGGUACAUAUGCUUGACUCGCUAGCGAAAUAGCAGUGUUUGGCAUUAAACAUAUCCCCAAGUAUUUCCGGAGAGAGGGGGCUGUUCUCUGGUGUCUGUGGGGCCCUUGGACAAUAUGGGUAGCAUCGAAAACCGCUGCAUACUCUCAUCUCCACGUUCCCAAUCCAACUACAAACUUGGCAUAUAAACAUCAUCCAAAAUGGCGCCCCAGGUUCUUGUACUCGGCAUGCCGCGCACUGGCACUCAAUCGAUUGGCCAGGCCCUCCAGAUGCUUGGACUGGGUGAGUCCUACCACAUGACCACCGUCGGACCCAACAACCACCACGACGCCUGGUGCACUGCCAUCGAGGCCAAGUUUGGCGAGAAGGACGCCUCCGAGGUCAUCACGCAGGAGUUCUUUGACGACCUCUUCAAGGGCUACGACGCCGUCUCGGACUUUCCCGCCUCCAUCUUUUACAAGGAGCUCCUGGCCGCCUACCCCAACGCCCACGUGAUCCUCACCAAGCGCGCCGAGGACGCCUGGUUCGAGUCCAUGUGCAAGACGCUGCACGUGGCCUACAUCAAGGCCAAGGCCGAGCCUUCCAAGCUUGCAAAGCUGUACCACCAGCACCUGUGGGCCGACAACUUCCUCCGCAACGGCCGCGAGGCCUACCGCCGCCACAACGCCGGCGUCAUGGCUGCCGCCGCCGACCGCAAGGUGCUGGUCUUUGACCCCUCCAUGGGCUGGGGCCCGCUGUGCGAGUUCCUCGGCAAGGACGUCCCCGCCGUCGGGUAUCCCUCCAAGGACAUGUGGCAGGGCUACAAGCGCAUGCUCAAGGAGGUCGAGGAGGGCAGGCUCACUGAGGAUGCCAUCACCAUCGGCGCUCGCAGGGCCCAGGGCCCCAAGAUCAACUCGGCUUACAUUUACACCCAGUCAAAGGAUGCCGAGGUCAAGGGUAUCAAGUCGGCCUACAUCUACACUCAGCAAAAGGAGGCCGGCGCCAUCAAGUCCACUGGCGAGGGUAUAAAGUCUGCUUAUAUUUACACUCAGCAGAAGGAGACGGACCUAAAGACCUCUGGUGAGGGUAUCAAGUCUGCGUACAUCUACACCCAGCAAAAGGAGGCCAAAGAUGUUGAGGGUAUCCGCUCCGCCUACAUUUACACUCAGCAAAAGGAGACGGACCUAAAGACGUCUGGUGAGGGUAUCAAGUCUGCCUACAUCUACACCCAACAAAAGGAGGCCAAAGAUGUCGAGGGCAUCAAGUCGGCGUACAUCUACACCCAACAAAAGGAGGCAGGAAUCGAGGGCAUCAAGUCUGCCUACAUUUACACCCAGUAGAUAAGAGAGAGGGGGAUACCCAAGACUGCAAAGCGGUUAUAUCCGCUCUGGGGUUAUCAGGGGAAAGUACAAAGCGGAAAUUACUGGGUACUUGAAGCUGUACACUUUUACCCCUUGACUUUUCUCUUCACGCGCUUGACGAUGUACAUUUAAAGUAUUCAUGAACAAGGGUAAAUCGAAUGUGUUUACCUAUCUGGCAGUCCUGAAUGCUACCUUGCAGUUUAGAUACGGCUUAUUUGUAGUGACUCGGCAGAUUUGUCAAUGUAGUAUAUCUCCCCGUACCGGC